Messenger RNA from Trichomonas vaginalis G3, 504 nucleotides. RefSeq lists its product as uncharacterized. The coding region runs from base 1 to 504 and encodes 167 amino acids. The transcript has a single exon. Lineage: Eukaryota; Parabasalia; Trichomonadida; Trichomonadidae. The record is from RefSeq and is a predicted model, not a curated record.
AUGAAUGAUUUAUCUCAAUUCCAAGCUGAAGCAGAUUCCAUUAUUGAAAAGAUCGAGCAAAACUUACAAUCAUUAGAAAGCAACCAAACAAAGAAUGAAAUAGGCAAGGUUUCUCAAUUAAUUGCUCUUUUUAACCAAAUUGAAAAUGUAAUUCAAAGCAUUAUUGCUCAAUCAAGCAUUUGGGAAAUGAAUCAAAGAAGAGAAGCACGAAAUUAUGUUACUCAGCUCAGAACAACAAUUACCGAAUUACAAACACGCUUUGCUCCAUUCCAGGGGUCAAAAUCCAAUACAUCCAUCGGAUUUAAUGAAAAUGUUGCAGGCGAAGAUAUAAAUUCUCCCCUUAUUUUACACGAGGAAAAAGUCUCUGAUGAAAAUUCAUCAGAAGAUGGAAAUGAUGUCAAUAUAAUUGAACAACAGAGUCACUGUAUCAAUAUUUUCAGAUAUAUCACAUCUACAAUCUUACUUUUGGCAAUGAUUUACGUUGUUGCUGAAUUAUUUAGUUAA